Molecule: messenger RNA, 1335 nt
Organism: Nezara viridula (southern green stink bug)
Lineage: Eukaryota; Metazoa; Arthropoda; Insecta; Hemiptera; Pentatomidae
Source: the annotation of a GenBank genome assembly
AUGGAUCUAGGUUGUGGACGACGGAUACCUGUUGUACCUGAUCGGAUACCUGUUCGGUUGUUCCCUGAUACCUUUUUUGACGAAGGGUUGACCGGUUAUCUGGUUGCUCUUUGCCUUGCCGUCGUCGUCGUCGCUGUUUCAGCACAGUUCGACUUCUUCGGAGGAUACCCAGGCGGGUUCGGAGCUGCCGGUCCAAGAGACCCAAGGGAUAACAGGGGACCAGUUACCUUCCCUGUAACUUCUGGAGGAUCUGAGACCAGUGGAGUUCGUAUCGGAGCUUCUGGAUACGGAUUCAUCCCACCAGGCAGCCGUGGAGGGAGUAAAGUAUGUUUUGCGGUCUCGUGGUUUCUACAUCGAGGGGACCUUGGCUCGAUCUUUGUCCCCGAGAACGACUCAUCGAGUUGUGUCCUUCUAUCGAUAUCACCUCUGAUGGGAAAUGUCGAAGGAAAAGCUCAGCUUAGCCUGCGAAGAAACCAUGAAGAAGGUGUUACAGAAACGGUUAUUCACAAGUUAGGAACAAAAGAACAAGCAAAUGAUGCAUUGCAAAAAGCCAAACGUAUUUUGGACGCAUCCUUAAUGGAUGCCGAGCAUAAAGUGCUGGCCCAUAUGGUUCUGGACCAAACUCCUUCGAAGGUUUGAGAUAUUGGUAAACCUGCAUUCCCUGCCCUCAGGCUCAUCUCUACCACUACCUCUACAAUAUUUAUUAUAAACCAUUCAUUAUUUAUUGUCAAAUAACAAUCAUACAUCACGAAUAAUAUAACCACAAGUAUCAGUUCCAUAUCGCAGGUUACGAGCCGUACAUACUGAUCGGGGAAAUACAUACAGCUAUUAUUGAGCUGACUAGUCAUAUUUAUACCCUGUUAGCCAUGUUAGCCAUUAAUCUCAACAGUAUUUUCCUAAAAUAUUAUCUUUAAUUUAUCUUAUAUUUCAAUUUGUUGAAAUGUAUUUAUAUAUUGUUAAGUCGAUUAAGUUAUAAGAGGAAGUGUUUAAAUAUUCCUGUGAUGUUUUGUUUAUUGCACUUUAAUUAUUUAAGUUGCUCAGUUUAUAAAAGGAAAUAUUAAAAAAAAAAUUAUUUCAUUUUAAUUCCAAAGCAAGUUUUAAGUUUGUAUUCCGUACUUUAAUUAAGUCUAGUUGUCCUUAGAUAGUUAUUGUACUCUCUUCUUAUUUAAUUACUUACUAUUUGUAAUAAGCAAGCAUCAUAUUAUUUAUUGUAUAUUUAUGUUUCAAUUAAUUUGACUGUGAUUGUCAAGUAGUUGUUGUACCUCUUAUGUAUAGAAGUCUACUAUUAGCAGCUAGUCUAUACAAAGUUAAUAAAUAAACUUCUUUCAAAUUUAA